Molecule: messenger RNA, 1656 nt
Organism: Lycium barbarum (goji berry)
Lineage: Eukaryota; Viridiplantae; Streptophyta; Magnoliopsida; Solanales; Solanaceae
Product: probable aminotransferase TAT2
Exons: 7
Coding region: 192-1529 (445 amino acids)
Biological process (GO): biosynthetic process; amino acid metabolic process
Molecular function (GO): pyridoxal phosphate binding; transaminase activity
Source: RefSeq, a predicted model, not a curated record
AGAUGAUAAUAAAAUGGAGCGUGAAGCUCCAUAAGUCUAAAAAACGAGUGGCCUUUAACAAAACACUUCUAUUCCUACGAGGCCACAACUAUCAUUUUUGUUUCUCUAUUUAAAGCCCAAAAAUUAACAACCAAAGUUCCAGUUUCAGAAUUCAGAGUACUUUCAAAUUGAGCUGAAGUUUCAACUUGAAAAUGGAGACCAAUGGGGUGAUGGUGAAGUCAUAUUUGUCUGACGGAGUUAACAACCUAGAAAUUGAAACCCCAAACAAUAUCACAAUCAAAGGCAUUCUUGGAUUGUUAAUGGCAAAUACAGAAACAACAUCUGAUGAUGAAGAUGAAGAAAAUGGUUGCAACAAUCUGAAGAAGAAUAUGAAGAGGAAGAAGAAAGUGAUAUCAUUGGGAAUGGGUGACCCUACAGCAUAUUCUUGUUUUCAUUCACCUGCUGUUGCACAGGAUGCUGUUCUUGAAACUCUUGCUUCUCAAAAAUUCAAUGGUUAUUCUCCAACUGUUGGCCUUCCUCAAGCAAGAAAGGCGAUCGCAGAUUAUUUAUCCCGUGAACUUCCAGACAAGUUAUGUGCAGAUGAUGUUUAUGUCACAGCUGGUUGCACCCAAGCCAUUGAAAUAGCCUUGUCCAUUUUGGCUCGCCCUGGUUCUAACAUAUUGCUGCCAAGGCCUGGUUUCCCAAUUUAUGCACUUUGUGCUGCCUUUAGACACAUCGAAGUUCGAUACUUUGAUCUUGUUCCAGGCAAGGGCUGGGAGGUUGAUCUCAAUGCUGUUGAAGCUCUAGCAGAUCGUAACACGAUUGCAAUAGUUGUUAUAAAUCCUGGCAAUCCUUGUGGAAAUGUUUAUAGUUACGAGCAUCUUCAAGAGAUUGCAGAAACUGCAAAGAAGCUUAGGACCAUAGUGAUCGCAGAUGAAGUAUAUGGGCAUCUUGCUUUUGGUGCUAAACCAUUUGUGCCUAUGGGAGUUUUUGGAGCCAUUGCUCCCGUGCUUACUCUCGGUUCUUUGUCUAAACGAUGGUUAGUCCCUGGCUGGCGCCUCGGUUGGCUUGUCACAAAUGAUCCCAAUGGCACCUUCAAAAACCCAAAGUUUGUUGAGCGCAUUAAGAAGUAUUGUGACAUUUGCGGAGGUCCAGCUACCUUUAUACAGGCGGCUGUCCCUUGCAUUAUUCAGCAAACCGAAGAUGUCUUCUUCAGGAAGACCGUUAACUUGUUGAAGCGGACUGCAGACAUUUGUUGCGAAAAGAUAAAGGAGAUUCCUUGUAUUAGCUGCCCACAUAAACCGGAAGGCUCAAUGGCUGUAAUGGUGAAGCUGAAUGUAUCACUUUUGACAGACAUUAGUGACGAUAUUGACUUCUGUUUCAAACUGGCGAAAGAGGAAUCUGUUAUACUCCUUCCAGGACUUGCUGUGGGUCUAAAGAAUUGGAUUAGAAUAACCUUUGCAGCGGAUCCGUCUUCUCUUGAAGAAGCACUAGGAAGGCUCAAGUCGUUCUGUCAAAGGCAUUCAUAUCAACAAAAUGUUCAUUGUUGAUUGCAGUUAGUAAGCAAUCCUUGUAAUAGAUCUUCUACGCUGAGCACCUCAGCUACCGUUAGUUGCUAAGUCACAGUAUAAAUUGUACAAUCACAGUGUAAAUUACAGCAAUAUAUUGAUUUAUAAA